Aaosphaeria arxii CBS 175.79 is the source of this 963-nucleotide messenger RNA. RefSeq lists its product as uncharacterized. The transcript is spliced from 3 exons. The record is from RefSeq and is a predicted model, not a curated record. Bases 1 to 963 code for a protein of 320 amino acids. Lineage: Eukaryota; Fungi; Ascomycota; Dothideomycetes; Pleosporales.
AUGUAUCCCCCACGGUCUAUUUGGCUCUCCCUUUUGGCGUUGUAUUCGUUCUGGACUUCACUGGCACACGCGCUGUCUGGACAAGAACCUCUCAAGUCGGCACAGACGGAUGGGUACAAAUUGGGAGAGAAGAUACCUGUGUCGUGUCUGAACAGGUCAAUAGAAACAGGAGAACAUAUUACAGACCUCGCAUCCGGGCAAUUGCAAUACAUCCCCUUCCCAGUAUGCAAUGAGACGGGCAGACCUCUGGAGCUGUUUUUUGGUGUUGAGAAAGAAAUCAAUUGCACGAUCGACUUCAUAUCCGAUUCCUUCUUCCAUCUCCUCGAAUUCUACAUUCACAACGAUGCGCCCCUGACCUGCCGUAUCCCCUCCCGACCCCUACCUCCCUCCCCUAUCGAGGACGAAUACAAAGUCUCGGAUACAGAGUCGCAAGAAGGUGCUCUCGGCACGCAAUCCACACUCUACACGCCUAUGGUGAUAGCCCUCUCCGGCACCCUCCAACUCUCCCACAUCCACGUCGGAAACUACCUAAACCUUCUCGUGCACGCGAUGCCGAAGAGCGUAUCCCCCGGCACUAUCGACGCCGCCGCAGCGUAUUCGGUGAGCAGCCACUCGCGCAACACCAAGAUCACCAUCGGAGACACCCUGCCGCUUCAGUUCUCAGUGCGGUGGUAUCCCAGCACGACGCUGCCGCCCGGCUGGACGGGCUACGGAGGCCAUGUGUACAAGAGUACGUUUCUGUACUGCAUACUCAGCGCCGGGGCCAGUGCGGCUAUCUGCAUCGCGUACUUCAGGGGCGUGGAGCUGCCGAGGAGAUUGAAGAGAUAUGCGCGCGAUAAGGUCCCUGGUGGUGGGAGAUUUGGUGGAGGUGGCGGGUACGGGCUGCCUACUGUGUCUAAUGGAGGAGGUGGCGGCGGAUAUGGGUUCAAUGGGUACUCGUAUGGGGUUGGAAAACGGGAUUGA